Molecule: messenger RNA, 1766 nt
Organism: Dicrocoelium dendriticum
Lineage: Eukaryota; Metazoa; Platyhelminthes; Trematoda; Plagiorchiida; Dicrocoeliidae
Source: the annotation of a GenBank genome assembly
GUAACACACGACAUUGGAUCUCAAGUGCAACCAACACUGACGAUAGACAAAAUGGGCAUGAUCACUACGGUUGAACUGGACGAAGGCACUUGUUUCGGACCCCUGCCGAGGGAUUGGAUGAUAGCUGAUCCGGCGUACUUGAUUGCCCAAUCCACGGUGGAUCGAUUGACCGAACUGCCUACCGUGAUGCUAAAUCCGCACAAAUUAUCUGACCCAACUCGUCUAAUCGAAUGGGUCUGUAAUUUGCGCAGCGCACGCUACCCUGGAGAGCAAAAUGUCCAGCUGGUACGAGUACCAUCAACUGGGCAGUACUUUUAUCAGAUUAUCCGCCGCAUUGAAGCAGGCACCGAAAUGUUCGUAUGGUUUCGACGCGACGAUCUCAACCCUCUGGUCGGUCAACUUCUAACAUGUCACAACGCCUUGAAUGAUUGGUUGGGGCGCGAUUACAUGAACAACGACGGGCACCGAUCUGAUGGGUAUACAGCGGAUGCAACCGAGAACAGUGAAACUUCAGUUCGAUUCUCUUGUGCGACCUGCGCAGCCGAGUUUCGCUUCAUUUAUCCUUACGUCAGCCACUGCCUUUUCAAAUGUCGUCACUUACGGAUAAAUUGUGCGCCAUGUGUAACGACCUCGUUCAUAUAUACAAAACCUGCAAGAGAUGCAACCGGACCACCGAUAGAGAGAAUUGCUCCCAGGAUGUUCCAUGAAACAGAUGCAACCACAGUGACAACGAAUACCCACCUGAACAGCACCCUAAUGUCGCAAUUUUGCAGGCCGCCGGGUUUUGCCCAACUGAUCCCAACACCUGAUGCGAUGCCUCUUGUUUCCCCUAAAUUGUUGCCAUCCCAAGAGGAUAAAGCCCGUUAUGUUUCCAUGGUAUUGAAAACCAGUCACGUGACCAACUGCCAUCGAUUUAAAAGCAUCGAUCCACAUAUAGGAGAAAUGAGUAUGAUCGAAGGAAAAAACAAUGAAAAUUUGCCAAACUCCAGUCCAAGGAAAGUGGAAUGCAGACCACCGCGAUCGUAUACGGGGAAGCAGCGCAGCUCGAAUUCCGUUUCGAAUGGGAUGACCAGUGCCCGAAGCAGCGUGCAUUCAAUCAAGACAAGAAAUCCUUUGGUGGAACAGCUGUUGCACGCAGCUGUUCAGCGUAUGAAGAAUCCUGGAGAAGGCUUGGUGAAUUCUACGAGGCUACACAUCUCGCCGUUACCAACAACGGUGCAGAACUGGUGCGCUCGUUGUUCGACCACAUUUCGGUUGACUAGCGACUUGGUGCAACACAUGCGGACGCAUCACAACAGUGGUGUAACAACGGUACGAAAGCGAUCCAGGUCAAAUUGCAAGUCUGCUUUAUUGCAACAUGCCAGCGAUGACAUCGAGGAACCGACUGGCACUAAAAAGUGCUCACCACAGUCAGGACUGUCUAUCCAUUGUCACACUGCAGAGAAGCCGGAGACCACGAUCGCCACCACUGGAGAACUCGGAGUAAUGCUGACAGAUCACUUUACUUGUGGCAUGUGUAGUGAAACGUUCCGUGAACGACACCACUUGACUCGACACAUGAGUUCUCACAAUUGAUAUAUUCCCUUCCCGCAUAAGAUAUUAACACACCAUCCCACUUAUACUACUAUGGAGGAAGCCAGAAUGCUCCAUUCUUCUAACGAUAAAGCGGUAAGGUUGAACAUGGUAGCUGAAUGAUAGGCCUGUGCACUCAAUCUGUGAAAUGUUAUCCCAUUCACCGAUCAUUGUAAUGAAGUAGUUUCAUCCAA